AUGGGUCUGUAUCCAACCAUCGCGGACGAUGAGGCAAACACUUCUGGCUCCGCAACAGAUGUUACCCCAACCGCACCUCAUAUGGAGCAGACGGGCCACGCCCACCGUUUGCGGUAUAUAUCGGAUAUACAGAAACGGUUGGAAUCUGAGCGGGACCUCAGGCGAGCCUUGUACAAAAAAUACCAGCGCGCAGUUGGCGCCUCCGAGGCUUUUGGAUUCAGCAAUGCUCGCGGCCUCUUUCGUGGUCAGACACCAGCCCAGGCGGAGCUGAACUACCUAAACAAGGCGAAAUGGCUGGAGAUGUAUGGAGUGGACAUGCACUAUGUCAUGGGCCGUGACGGACAGGAAUAUUCCCUUGGUCUAACGCCAACAGGAAUUCUGGUUUUUGAGGGGCAACAGAAAAUUGGACUGUUUUUCUGGCCAAAGAUGACUAAGUUGGACUUCAGGGGGAAGAAACUCACACUUAUUGUAGUGGAGGAUGAUGAUGAUGGUCAGGAACACGAGCAUACGUUUGUGUUUCGUCUGCACAACCAGAAAGCCUGUAAACACCUGUGGAAGUGUGCGGUUGAGCACCAUGCCUUCUUUCGUCUCAAGGGACCCGGCAGGACGGGGUCUCGCAGACAGAACUUCUUCAGAAUGGGGUCUCGUUUCCGGUAUAGCGGGCACACAGAAUACCAGACUGCCACCAUGAACAAGGCUCGAAGGAGCGUCAAGUUUGAGCGCAAGCCCAGCCAAAGGUAUUCAAGACGCACAACUUUUGAGCGGAAGGAGGCAGAGCUAGCACGCCAACGGGAGCGUGAAAGGAACGCCAAAAAGGCCGAGUCUGAAGUCAAGACGACAGCUACUGUGACGACGCCCAAACCCGCACCCAUUGUUGCCCCCAAGCCCAGCGUUAAGCCGUCGGCUCCCUCGCCUCCACUACCUGCAGCUCAGUCCUCCCAGAAGGCAGAAGAGGAGGCGUCAAACCUGACUGUGGCCAAUGGGAGCGCUGCCAAAGCUACAACAUCUGUCUCGGCUAUGGAGCGAUUGGAUAAUCUGAUCAAGGCGACGGCUAAAGGUCGAACUCCGUCACAGUCAUCGGAUCAGUCUGCCUCCUCGUCUGUCAGUUCUCCCUCCCCUCAUCAGCCAAUCCCAGAGCUUAGUCUCUUAGAGGCCUCUGAGCUAGCUGCGGCCAAGAUGAAGGGACUGGACCGGCCAGGACCUGUGGUGUCCAAGCCUCCCAAAGAUGUGAACAGUUUUAUUAACAACCAGAUCAAGUUUGCAGGAGGGGCGACGGCUAUCCCGCCAGAACAUAUGAAAUGUAAUAUACUCAAGGCAAAGAUGGAGGAGGAGCUGAAAAAAUCCAAUGAGAAGGAAGCUUGUAUAGAAGAAACAGAGACAGAAACGGAAGAAGAUGAUGAUGAUACAGGGGAGGAAGGAGCUCUGAGCAAUAGUGAUUCGGACCCGGAAGAAAGUGAUGACGAAGAUAGAGUCUUUCACAGUCAGCGCUCCAGUGUCAGUGAUAAGGCACAGCUCCUCAAGUCCACUCCUAACAACUCUCAGCUCAUUGUCAACGGGCACAAUGCAAAUAACCUCCACAGGGGAGCACCCUCCAGUGAAAACCAGACUGCGGGCACAAACUCACGGAGGAUAGGAUCAGCAGGGGACGCACCCUCAGCCUCGUCCAAGUUUGCGGGUGUUCCGCAGGCUUCGAUCCCUAAGUCCGAGACGGCCAUUGCUGCGAGCAAGAAACAAAAACUCAAACCUGACGAGACCCGCACAAACUCGGCGGGUGAUGAUGUACCGCUUCUCAGAGCUGGAACCUCCCUGUCAUCCCCAAAUUACCGCUCCCCUCUUGCUUCUCCUGCUUCCCCAGCCUUCACCUUUGACUCACAUUCUUCUGACUCCCCCUCUGCCAUUUCAAACCCCAGUGACGAAAUUAUGAUCAAUUUUGCUACAUCCUCCCCUCCUGCAACUAAAUCCCCUCCCCCUGUGCCCUCUCGUAACCCAUUCCUGACCCCUACUGAAGACCCGGCACCCACGCCACCUGUGAAAGGUAACCCAUUUGUCCUUAAGCCAGGUGUUGCUUCCAUCCCUGCUCCAAGAGUAUCACUUACCAAACCUAAGAAUCCUUUCCUGUCGCCUAUAGAGACCACAUCCCCUGAGCCCAGUCAUUCGCCCACUCUUACUACAGUUGACAGUACCACUGACUCACCCAUGCUUUCUGCAGAACCAACACUCCCUGCUUCUCAGCCAGCUAAUUACCCUUCUCCCAAGGCCCCCAUCACAGCUCUUCCUCCUAGCCCCCCAGUAGAGGGCGCCACUGCCCCACCAGGGGGCGCUCAAGCCUUGCCCUCUGAGCCUGCCGGCCUGCCUGAAGCAACUGACUGCCCGCUAGACUCCCCGACUGACCAGCCCGAGGUGGUCAUUGAAACAUCAUUUACAGGUACUAAAGCUGUGACCAGAAAAGUCUCAACGACAAGUGCUAAAUCACUACCCUCAAAGACAAUGAGUCAAAUUGUUGUUGUGUCCAGGAGCCAAUCAGAAUCUGGCCCGGCUUCCGCUCCUGUUAACGGCUCUGAACUCUCGCCCUGGCAUGUGAACAGCGUCACGGAAAAUGGUGUGCAGCGCCGCGUUACCCUGACAACUGAGCUCUAG
Messenger RNA from Liolophura sinensis, 2637 nucleotides. Its product is annotated as band 4.1-like protein 4B. Gene Ontology annotation, cellular component: cytoskeleton. The transcript is spliced from 14 exons. Lineage: Eukaryota; Metazoa; Mollusca; Polyplacophora; Chitonida; Chitonidae. The record is from RefSeq and is a predicted model, not a curated record. Gene Ontology annotation, biological process: actomyosin structure organization. The coding region runs from base 1 to 2637 and encodes 878 amino acids.